Molecule: messenger RNA, 3317 nt
Organism: Daucus carota subsp. sativus
Lineage: Eukaryota; Viridiplantae; Streptophyta; Magnoliopsida; Apiales; Apiaceae
Product: protein argonaute 7
Exons: 3
Coding region: 144-3179 (1011 amino acids)
Biological process (GO): regulatory ncRNA-mediated post-transcriptional gene silencing
Cellular component (GO): cytoplasm
Molecular function (GO): protein binding; RNA binding; RNA endonuclease activity
Source: RefSeq, a predicted model, not a curated record
UCUCAUAUCUCUCUCUCCACUAACUACAGUUGCUUCUGAUAUAUAAGCACACAAUACACACACACAUCUUCACCUGCUCACUAUUUUCUCUCAUGCAAACAAACCCUUUUCACCAUUUGCUUUGUUUGUCUCCCAAUUAAGUCAUGGAAGAAUCAGAAGACUCAAAAACAACCAAGAAAUGCAAACCUCAAACAAGAAGCUUUAGAGCCAAAAAUUGCAACCCUCACAACUAUCAGUACCACUAUCAUCACCAGUUAUAUCAUCAUCACCACUCAAAUACCACAAGGUUUAAUGGGUUUUACUACCAAAAUCAGUACCAAAACUACCCUGCUCUUCUUCCCCUACCUCAAACUAUACCUUUUCAAAUAGCCCCUCCACCACUUUUGUCACACUAUCAACACUUCUCAACAAAACCCCAUUUGCAAAAACCUUUGUUUUCUAAUGCUACCCCUCCUUUGGCCACUUCUUCUGAGAACAAGGCUUCUGUUUUGGCUCUUACAAAUGCUCCUGCGGCGCUUGACCAACAAUCUUUAUUACCCCCAAGGAGAAAGAAAGAUGGGAGGAGAGUUGCAAUUGUUUUACCACAAACUUUAGUGGUGGCAAGGAGACCAGAUUGCGGUGGUGUAGAAGGGCCAGUAAUAUCUCUUCUGGCCAACCAUUUUCUAGUCAAAUUUGACCCUUUACAGCGUAUUUUUCAGUAUGAUGUUGAAAUCUCUCCAAGUCCCUCAAAGGAUGUUGCUCGAUUGCUUAAACAAAAACUCGUGGAGGACAACUUAAAUUUGCUCUCAGGUGCUCGUCCAGCUUAUGAUGGACGAAAAAAUCUAUAUAGCCCACUGGAAUUCCAAGCUAACAAGCUUGAAUUCUACAUAGGCCUCCCUAUCACAACUGGCAAGCUGGGUGGAGAGAAUGGCGACAUAAAACAAAAGAACAAGCUUUUUAGGAUUAACAUUAAGCUUGUAUCAAACCUUGACGGAAAAGCUUUGACUAAGUACUUGAGUAAGGAAGGAGAUGACUGGGUCCCUAUUCCCCAGGAUUAUCUGCAUGCCUUAGAUGUCGUGUUGCGCGAAAGUUCAACAGAGAAAUGUAUACCCGUGGGGCGAUCACUUUACUCGAAUUCAAUGGGAGGAACUACAGAUUUGGGUGGAGGAGCUAUUGGAUUAAGAGGGUUCUUUCAAAGUCUCAGACCAACCCAACAAGGACUGGCUCUCAAUUUGGAUUUUUCUGUGACUGCAUUCCAUGAGAGUAUUGGUGUGAUCCCUUACUUGCAAAAGCGUCUGGAGUCUCUAUCUGAUCUUUCUCAAAGAAAGACAAGAGGUUUGACAGAAGAAGAGAAGAAGGAUGUGGAGAAAGAUUUAAGAAACAUAAGAAUCUUUGUUUGCCACCGUGAAACUGUCCAGAGAUAUCGAGUAUUUGGCUUAACCAAAGAUACUACAGAGAACCUCUGGUUUCCAGAUAGGGAUGGGAAAAUUCUGAGGGUAGUAAACUACUUCAAAGAUCAGUACAAUUAUGAUAUACAAUUCAGAAACCUGCCUUGCCUGCAAAUUAGUAGGAGCAAACCAUGUUAUCUACCAAUGGAACUGUGUAUGGUUUGUGAAGGACAGAAGUUUCUGGGGAAGCUCUCUGAUGAUCAAACGGCAAAGUUACUUAAGAUGAGUUGCCAAAGACCAAAAGAAAGAAAGGCAAUUAUAGACGAAGUAAUGACAGGACCAGUUGGGCCAACAAGUGGCAAUCAGGCAAAAGAAUUUGAUCUUCAAGUUUCUACAGAAAUGACACGCUUGAGUGGAAGAAUUUUGCAGCCUCCUAAACUCAAACUUGGUGAUGGAGGCCAUGUCAGAGAUUUAACUCCUACUCGUCGUGAUCGCCAUUGGAACCUAAUGGAUAGCCAUGUCUUCGAAGGCACUCGAAUUGGGAGGUGGGCAUUGAUAAGUUUUGGUGGAACCGCUGAUCAGAAGGCCAACAUUCCAAAAUUUAUAAAUCAGCUAACUCAAAGGUGUGAGCAAUUGGGGAUUUUUCUCAACAAGAACACAGUUAUUAGCCCCCAGUUUGAACCAAUGCACGUGCUCAACAAUGUUAAUAUUUUGGAAUCAAAACUUAAGUCAAUCCACAGAGCUGCAUCCAACAGUCUCCAGCUACUUAUUUGUGUAAUGGAGAAGAAGCACAGAGGAUAUGGAGAUUUAAAGCGUAUUGCUGAGACAAGUGUCGGGGUUGUCAGUCAAUGCUGCUUGUACUCAAAUCUUGCUAAGUUAAGUUCACAGUUUCUUGCAAAUCUGGCCCUCAAGAUCAAUGCCAAAGUUGGGGGAUGCACUGUUGCUUUGUUCAAUUCACUACCAUCUCAAAUUCCCCAGCUUUUUAGCCUUGAUGAACCGGUGAUCUUUAUGGGUGCUGAUGUAACGCAUCCUCACCCGCUAGACGACUCCAGCCCCUCAAUUGCAGCUGUGGUGGGUAGUGUCAACUGGCCAGCAGCAAACAAGUAUGUCUCAAGAAUGAGGUCUCAAACUCAUCGUCAGGAGAUCAUCCAUGAUCUUGCUGCAAUGGUGGGGGAGAUACUAGAUGAUUUCCGCUGCAGACUAUCUGAACUACCAAAAAGAAUAAUUUUUUUCCGAGAUGGAGUAAGUGAAACCCAAUUCUACAAAGUGCUCGAAGAAGAGUUACAAGCAAUCAAACUGGCUUGUUCAAGAUUUCCAAAUUAUAAACCUCCCAUUACCUUCGCCGUAGUCCAAAAAAGGCAUCAUACAAGGUUGUUUCCAAACGAUACCAUUCCUUCCACCCGAAAUCAGUCCAUUGAUGAAAAUGUUCCUCCAGGUACCGUAGUAGACACUGUUAUCACUCACCCUAAGGAAUUCGAUUUCUAUCUUUGUAGUCAUUGGGGCGUCAAGGGAACGAGCCGACCAACGCAUUAUCAUGUCUUGUGGGACGAAAAUCGUUUCACUUCUGAUGAAUUCCAGAAGUUGGUUUACAAUCUUUGCUACACAUUUGUGAGGUGUACUAAACCAGUAUCCUUGGUUCCACCAGCUUACUACGCCCACCUCGCGGCAUACAGAGGCAGAUUAUACCUUGAACGUUUCGACUCAACUAUUUCUAACAGACACAGCACCACCAUAUCCCGAGCUGCCCCGCCAAAGGCAGCCCCUCUUCCUAAUCUUAGUGAAAAUGUUAAGAAUCUCAUGUUUUACUGCUGAUAUGUAUAAUUCUAGCAGUUGCAUGUACAUAAUUCUCAAUGCCAGUUGUGCAUAUUCUAGUUUAACAUUGAUCUAGGCUUCAGUAUGUUCAAUAAGCCAUUUCAGGGGCUCAAUCUAUGCAGUUUCACUAGUAUGAUA